Caenorhabditis sp. 36 PRJEB53466 is the source of this 1553-nucleotide messenger RNA. The record is from the annotation of a GenBank genome assembly. Lineage: Eukaryota; Metazoa; Nematoda; Chromadorea; Rhabditida; Rhabditidae.
AUGUUUCUCCAAGCGAUUGGAAAUGUGCACAAACGGCAGCGUGCGCUUAUUAGUAAGAUUUUCUGGAAUUGUUUGAAAAUGCUCUGAUGAACGCCUUGCAGACGUCGUUUUCUGCGUACUUGUGAAAGUUUUCCUCCUCGUCGGCUAUUUUACUAUCAAACGAAAUCGAUAUUCGACGGUGGACACGUGGCAGAGCGCCCAGGAGAUUGCCACGAAUGCGACGGCCGACGCGUUCGCCGCAAAUUCGACGGUACAAUAGCGGUUACAGAUUUUUCGGGGUUUACUAUGAAACAUUAGCGGAUUUACUUCAAAAUCUGUGAAUUUCACGUAAAAACUCAGCCAUGUGUUUCCGGGAAAAAACACCAAUUUUACUUGCAGACACUGAAUUUCACCCAAAUUCUGUGGGACGCCGACUUGGCGCUCGUCUACACAAACAAAACGAUUGUCGAGGAGCCGGAAAAGGACAUUUUGCUCGUCGUCAAUCUUUUCGUCGGCGUUGGUAGGCUCUUUUUACGGGAAAUGUCACGGAAACGCUGGAGAAAUGAUGCAAUCGCGUUCUGUCGCUCUGCGGCCGUUUGUCCGUUUUCAGAGAAUUCUAGGCCAGCGAUGGCGCUGAAUGGUUUUUUUAAACUGUAUUUGACACAAAAAUUCGAAUUUGCAGCCGACGACGUGCACGACAAAGAUUCGUGGUACGUUGUGCUCUUCUCAUUCUUCGGCACUCUGAUAUACGGAUGGAAUGUGCUGCGGCUCGCGAUUUGGAUCGACCGAAAACUCGAGCAUUUUCUCGGUAUUUUCUAAUGAGAAUUUCCUGAAUUUGUAUACAAUUUUUGUCAGACGACGUGUCGAUUUACGAGCGAUUGGGCGAUGAAAACGAGUUUACGGAUUUCGUGCUCGAUUACCGCAAUCAGAAAGAUCGGAGACCGGUCGAAAUGAAAUCGGUUCGUCGGAAACUUUUGCUUUUCCAUUUUUCAACGAUUUCUAGGCCAGAAAUGCCGUAAAUGUCUAAAUUUCCGAACUUUUUAGGUUGACCACCGAUUUUUCGCAAAAUUUUACCGCUUCUGGCCUAGUUUUGCGGAAGAACCGGUAAAGCGACUGAAAAUCAUCGAUAAUUCCAGACGCUCUCGAUGGAAUACGACAUAAAACAGUCGUGGGACACGCUGACGACCAGCAAACUGAAAGCGUUCCUGCCGAUCGCGCCGUCGCUCAUCUUCCUCGGAACCUACGCGACGCUCACGUUCUUCCUCUCCGCCUACCACACAUGGAUGCGCGAGCCGCACGAGAUCAGCGAGAACAUGCGCGCGGUGACCAACUUCGUCUCGGGCCUCGAAGCCUCGAUGAUCGGGGGCAAACGCGACGUGAACAGCUUCGUCUUCGUCUUUUGGGGCCUCGUCUGUCAGAUACUCUUCUUUUUGACCGUCUACCGAUGCUCUGAGCUCGUGGUUCGCAUCUAUUGUGCUCUUUCGGGAAAGGAAGAUCCGGUUACACCGGCGUUCUUGGACUCGAUCACCGAAAAACCGAAGGAGGAAAAGGAGGCGGAGAAGAAGAACGAAUAG